AUUGCUCACUGUCCCUGGGGUUUCCCGCUGAGGUGGGGAACAUGAAGGUGUCUUACCAGCCGCGCAGGGCUUCUGCCCGCCCCCUGGAGAGUCCCUUUUCGUGGGGCUUCCUGGGGGUCCUUCUGCUGGCCCUAGAGCUCCUGCUCCCCAUGUGCUCAGAUGCCUGUGGUGACCCACCAAGAUACCAAUCGAUGAAAACCAAGAGUGGUACUAACCCCCCUUUUAGUGCUGGGAACAAAAUAGAAUAUGAGUGUCGCCUAGGAUACAAGCGUAUUGUUCCUGCUCUUCCUGUCACUGCUGUUUGUCAGGCUGAUGGCACAUGGGCACCUGCUCUCCAGGAGGCUUGUACAAAAAAGACAUGUCAACAGGUAGGAGAACCCGUAAAUGGUGACGUAGUCUACGCAAAUGGAACUAUGGAGUUUGGUGCACAAGCUCACUUUAAAUGUAAUGAGGGUUAUUACUUACUUGGACCAAAAAUUCUACAUUGUGAACUCACUGGAAAUAAUGUGGAAUGGAGUGAUAAUCCACCAGCCUGUGAAAAGGUUUUGUGUAAACCACCUCCAAAAAUACUAAAUGGAGAAUUCAGCAAUAGCCACAAGGUUGUAUUUGAAUAUAAUGAAAUAACAACUUACAGUUGUAAACCUUCCGGUGGACCAGAUGAAUAUUCACUUGUUGGAGAGAGCAAGCUUGUUUGUGUUGGGCGUGACAAAUGGAGUAGUGAACCUCCUGAGUGUAAAGUGGUCAAAUGUGACUAUCCAGUACUCCAGAAUGGAAGAGUGGUGUCCGGAUUUGGAAAAAAAUUUCUGUACAAAGCAGAGAUUACAUUCGAAUGCCUUGCGGGAUUUCACCUUGAAGGCAGCAGCACUAUUGUCUGUGGAGCUGACAAUACUUGGAAGCCUAAGAUCCCAAAAUGUAUUAAAGGGACAACACCCAAAACUUCCAGUACAAAACGCACAACUUCCAGUUCCUCAGGUGUCAAGCCUACUGUUUCAACCACAUCUACUAGUACAACUAAACGUCAACCAGGACAUUCCACUUCCAAUGAUGAAAUACCAGUUAGAGAAAGUGAUUUAGAUGGAGGACUCAUUGCUGUGAUUGUUCUGACUGUACUUCUUGCUAUUGCAGUGAUUGGAACCUGUUUGUAUAAAUUUCUUCGAGUCAGGAAAAGACAGUAAAUAAAACAUGUUUCUUCAA
Eptesicus fuscus (big brown bat) is the source of this 1194-nucleotide messenger RNA. Its product is annotated as membrane cofactor protein. Gene Ontology annotation, cellular component: cell surface. Gene Ontology annotation, biological process: negative regulation of complement activation, classical pathway. The coding region runs from base 42 to 1175 and encodes 377 amino acids. Lineage: Eukaryota; Metazoa; Chordata; Mammalia; Chiroptera; Vespertilionidae. The transcript is spliced from 11 exons. The record is from RefSeq and is a predicted model, not a curated record.